This is a messenger RNA of Closterium sp. Naga37s-1, 2658 nucleotides long. The record is from the annotation of a GenBank genome assembly. Lineage: Eukaryota; Viridiplantae; Streptophyta; Zygnematophyceae; Desmidiales; Closteriaceae.
AUGGGUGUUGUUGUGCUUCCUGGCUCGCUUCCUGGCUCGCUUCCUGGCUCGCUUCCUGGCUCGCUUCCUGGCUCGCUUCCUGGCUCGCUUCCUAACUCGCUUCCUGGCUCGCUUUUUAAUUCGCUUCCUGGCUCGCUUCCUGGCUCGCUUCCUGGCUCGCUUCCUGGCUCGCUUCCUAACUCGCUCCCUGGCUCGCUUCCUGGCUCGCUUCCUAAUUCGCUUCCUAACUCGCUUUCUGGCUCGCUUCCUGGCUCGCUUCCUAACUCGCUUCCUGGCUCGCUUCCUGGCUCGAUUCCUAACUCGCUUCCUGGCUCGCUUCCUAAUUCGCUUCCUGGCUCGCUUCCUGGCUCGCUUCCUGGCUCGCUUCCUGGCUCGCUUCCUAACUCGCUUCCUGGCUCGCUUCCUGGCUCGCUUCCUAAUUCGCUUCCUGGCUCGCUUCCUGGCUCGCUUCCUGGCUCGCUUCCUGGCUCGUUUCCUGGCUCGCUUCCUGGCUCGCUUCCUAACUCACUUCCUGGCUCGCUUCCUGGCUCGCUUCCUGGCUCGCUUCCUAACUCGCUUCCUGGCUCGCUUCCUGGCUCGCUUCCUGGCUCGCUUCCUGGCUCGCUUCCUGGCUCGCUUCCUGGCUCGCUUCCUAACUCGCUUCCUGGCUCGCUUCCUGGCUCGCUUCCUGGCUCGCUUCCUAACUCGCUUCCUGGCUCGCUUCCUGGCUCGCUUCCUAACUCGCUUCUUGGCUCGCUUCCUGGCUCGCUUCCUGGCUCGCUUCCUAACUCGCUUCCUGGCUCGCUUCCUGGCUCGCUUCCUAACUCGCUUCUUGGCUCGCUUCCUGGCUCGCUUCCUGGCUCGCUUCCUAAUUCGCUUCCUGGCUCGCUUCCUGGCUCGAUUCCUAACUCGCUUCCUGGCUCGCUUCCUGGCUCGCUUCGUAACUUGCUUCGUAACUCGCUUCCUGGCUCGCUUCCUGGCUCGCUUCCUGGCUCGCUUCCUAAUUCGCUUCCUGGCUCGCUUCCUGAUUCGCUUCCUGGCUCGCUUCCUGGCUCGCUUUCUAACUCGCUUCCUGGCUCGCUUCCUGGCUCGCUUGCAUCAGAGCAACCGCACUUACUAGUCCCAUCUCCCCCCCACUCCCUCCAGAUUGCGCUGACCAGGAGCGGCUCUCCCAUCGUCCUGUCGGCUCUCCCAUCGUCCCAUCAUUGCGCGGACAUUCUUGCAGCAGGAACAACUCUCCCAUCGCCUCUUGCCACGGCAACCGAUUACGACGAAGCAAGCAGAGCAAAAGGGACGCCCUCGCGAGGGUACAAGCGCGAAGACGGUGUCUGCUGGAGCCGGGCCGAGAUGGCAUGCUACGCAGCGAUAGGCAGCGCCGGGUAUCCCACAAGAGACGCCGCAGAAGAGCGCGCGCAGCCGCAUGUGUCUGGUGCCCUUGAAACGAAACUGCGGCAAUACCACCGGUACCGGCGGGAGUGCCUGCGAGUGGAGCCAAUGGAACAGCUGCGAGCCACACUGCUAGCCGGCAAUGCCACUGCCUGCCGCUACUUGCUCUACCAUCAAACUAUAGACGGGCAGGGCAACCGGCUGAUGUCUCUCGUCUCCUCGUUUGCGUACGCGCUGCUGACGGGUCGGAUUCUCCUGCUGGUGUCCCGCAGUGGUCCCGCUACAGAGUUCUGUGAGCCAUUCGAGCAUGAGGCAUCGUGGGUCCUGUUCGAUGGGUCGGAGGAAGAAGGGGAGAGGAAUGCGAGGCUGCUACACAACCAUGUGGCCCAGGAGUGGAGGAGCGUGAGGGAGGGAGAGGAGGCACGGGCGUCGGGUGACAAGCUGCUGCCACCAAUGUGCGUUCUGCUACGCCUGGACAUUAACCAAGCAACCUCCCCGUCUGGCUUCUUGUUCUUCUGCGAGGCAGAGCAGCAGUGGCUCUCCCACACGGCCACGUUACUCCUCACCUCCAACCAAUACUUCCUCCCCGCGCUCUACCUCCUCCCCUCCUUCCGCCGCCUCCUCCGCCUCCUCUUCCCGGCGCACAUGCCCUUCCGCUCGCUCUCCCGCCUGCUGCUCUUCCCCCGCAACCGCAUCUGGGCGGGCAUCACCCACCGCUACCACACCCUCCUUGCCCCGGCGCCCGCUCGUGUCGGCCUGCAGGGGCGCUUUUCAACGCAUGCAAGGGAGAGCACAGUAGCUUGGUACACUACCGCUAUGGGGCGUUGCAUGCUGCAAGCUCUCAACUCCUCCACCGUGCAGAGAGCAAGGGGUAUGCGGCUUGCCAGGGAGGCGGCUUUGCAGCCAAAUCAGGGUCCUUUUGAGAUGCGGCGGGGACGGGAUAUGCGAGAGGGGGAGGGAGGGGGAGAGGGAGUAGGCUCAGCAGGGCGGGGCACGAGUGGGAGUACUGGGCACGGGGUGGGAGGUGUGGGUGAGAAUGGUGCACUCCGGGGUGUGCAUAACCUCUCAGAGGCAGUGACGGCUGAUGUGCCUGUAGCGAGAGUGACAGUGGGAAGUGACACUGCUUGUGCUCCUACACAGGAAGAGCCACCACCCAAUAGUACUGCCUCCACUGCUGAUCCUGCCGCGCCUGCUGCUACUCAGCAGCAGCAGCAGCAGCAGCAGCAGCAGCAGCAGCAGCAGCAGCAGCAGCAGCAGCAACAGGAGCGGCAGCGGCGUUGGCAGCAGCAUUAG